Fukomys damarensis (Damara mole-rat) is the source of this 1005-nucleotide messenger RNA. RefSeq names its product olfactory receptor 7D4-like. Gene Ontology annotation, biological process: G protein-coupled receptor signaling pathway. NCBI's taxonomy places the organism in Eukaryota, Metazoa, Chordata, Mammalia, Rodentia, Bathyergidae. Gene Ontology annotation, molecular function: olfactory receptor activity; G protein-coupled receptor activity. The transcript has 2 exons. Bases 1 to 1005 code for a protein of 334 amino acids. The record is from RefSeq and is a predicted model, not a curated record. Gene Ontology annotation, cellular component: membrane.
AUGAAAGCUGAAAAUCACACAGGGGUAGCACAGUUCUUCCUCUUGGGCCUUUCAGAUGAUCCAGAACUUCAGCCCCUUCUCUUUGAGCUGUUCCUGUCCAUGUACCUCGUCACAGUGCUCGGGAACCUGAUCAUCAUCCUGGCCAUUAUCUCUGACUCCCACCUCCUCACCCCCAUGUACUUCUUCCUUGCCAAUUUAUCCUUUGUGGACAUCUGUUUCACCUCCACCACAGCCCCAAAGAUGCUGGUGAACAUCCAGACACACAAGAAAGGUAUUUCCUAUAUACAGUGCUUAUCUCAGGUUUAUUUUUUCAACACUUUCCUGGGAAUGGAUAGGUUUAUUUUGACAGUGAUGGCCUAUGACCACUUUGUGGCCAUCUGCCAUCCCCUAAUAUACACACACAUUAUGAACCCUUGGCUUUGUGGAUUCCUUGUUCUGAUAUCCUGGGUCCUCAUGUUAUGUGUCUCCCUUAUUCAUAAUCUGAUGAUGCAGCUCAUCUUUUCUACAGGCACUGAAAUCCCUCAUUUCUUUUGUGAACUGGCUCAGGUUCUCAAGGUGACCAGAUCUGAUACACUCAUCAAUAAUAUCUUUAUAUAUGUGACCACUGUCCUGAUAGCUAUGUUUCCUGGAUCUGGGAUCAUCUUUUCUUACUCUCAGAUUGUCUCCUCCUUGCUGAGGAUGUUCUCCACUGCAAGCCGGUAUAAAGCCUUUUCCACCUGUGGGUCUCACCUCUGUGUGGUCUUACUGUUCUAUGGAACUGCACUUGGAGUUUACCUGAGUUCUGCUGGGAACCAUUCUUCCCAUGAAAGCUCUGUUGCCUCUGUGAUAAUGAAGACUGAAAGCUCUGUUGCCUCUGUGAUGUACACUGUAGUGACCCCCAUGUUGAAUCCCUUCAUCUAUAGCCUGCGGAAUGAAGACGUGAAGGGGGCCCUGAGAAGAAUUCUCCACAGAGCAGCCUGUGGUUCUUUAUGGACCACUGACCUCAGAACCAAGGGGAUACUAUAA